AUGGCCAGGCAUACAUAUGUAAUUAAUGUCCCUAGUUGUUGCGCGUGCACUGGCGCAGCUGGUGGCAGCGCAGCCAAGUCCGGCCUGCCUCUGAUCUGCUUGGUGCCACGCGACGACUCGCGCCCAGAGACAUCUACGAGACCCCGGCCAGCAUCCGCCGCCGCGGCCGACACAGGCUUCCAACUCCUCGAUGAGGACUACAUAAAAAAACAUUUCAAGCUGCCCCAACGGGCAUUAUACUUGGAUCCCUUCAGACGGCCUUUAAUUACGUUUCCUAUGACUCAAGAAGACGUCAAACAUUUCAACUUGGCGAGAAAGUACAAAAUCAACCAGCAGAUACUUGAUGGGUUUCUGGAUCCCAGCGAGGCUAUUUCUGCGCCUAGUGUCUUUCCAUAUGCGAAAACGGAAACUGAUAAGAAGAAAGACUCUGAAGAAGAGGAGGAAAUCAUCUACAUACUACAACUUCCGGAUUGGGAAUUCAAAUGCCCAGUCCAUAACCAGACCAUAAAGACGCCUAGGUUUAUUUGGCAUUCGUGUAAGAAGACACCAAAAGGAAAAUCAGCAGAACUAAAACGGGGAGGCGGACCACUCAAUAAACCUAAGCCGUGGCUUCUGAGUAGACAUACUGACUUCGAUCUUUUAUCUCAAUGGUAAAUUUCAUGAAAAUCAAAUUUUACGUGGCAU
Molecule: messenger RNA, 684 nt
Organism: Zerene cesonia (dogface butterfly)
Lineage: Eukaryota; Metazoa; Arthropoda; Insecta; Lepidoptera; Pieridae
Exons: 6
Coding region: 1-654 (217 amino acids)
Source: RefSeq, a predicted model, not a curated record